Molecule: messenger RNA, 3182 nt
Organism: Schistocerca nitens (vagrant locust)
Lineage: Eukaryota; Metazoa; Arthropoda; Insecta; Orthoptera; Acrididae
Product: transforming growth factor-beta receptor-associated protein 1-like
Exons: 15
Coding region: 152-2740 (862 amino acids)
Biological process (GO): intracellular protein transport; autophagy; vesicle-mediated transport
Cellular component (GO): cytoplasm; membrane
Source: RefSeq, a predicted model, not a curated record
UUAGUAAUGUAAGAGGUAAUUUUACCGUAGUUCAUACGUUGGCUGCCCUGUCAUAUCAGCUGGCGGUGACAUUUGUUUGUGAUGGAGGUGUAAUGUUGUUGUUUGGUUCGUAUGUACAGAACCCGGUGAAUGUGUCAUUUUGUUCUGAAAUAUGAGUGUGAAAGCAUUUGAGUGUACCUCUGUCAUAGACUCCUUUCACGGCCCGGGAGACAGCGAAAUUUCAAAGAUUGAAUCCAUAGAAUGCUGUGGCAAAGAUCUUUACUUGGGCACAACUGAUAGUUGCAUCAUAAGUUAUGUUUUGGAAGAAAAAUACCAGGAAAAUGGUAACAUUGUGUACAACUGCAGGAAGGUGAAACACAGGAAUCUUGAACAGAGGAAGCCAAUACAUUGCAUUAAAUCACUGUCAGCAAUAAAUAGACUGCUUGUUCAAUGUGAUACCUAUCUGCUACUUUUUAAUGUUCCUGAAUUGGAUAUCAUUGGCAAUGGGCCAAGGAUUCGAGGUGUAACAACAUUUUGUAUGAACCAGAACCCAACAUAUUGUCCAUUUCCACUGGUACAGAUGUGUGUGGCACGAAAACGCCAGUUGCAGGUUUUCAACUUGGCAGAUGACAGGCUGGCUCUUGUGAAAGAGAUAAAUGUAUCUGAACCAGUGCAAAAGAUGGCAAUGAUUGGUCCAUACAUAUGUACAGCUCUGCAGAGUCAGUAUUUGUUGUAUAACUUUGAGACAAAUGAUAUGCAGCAACUGUUCACAUAUGGUGGAGAUAAUUUUCUUCCACUUAUUUGCUCAAUAUCACAGGAUGAAUUUCUUGUUAGUGCACGUGAGGACUUAGGAAUGUUCGUGACGACAAAAGGUAUGUCAGAACGUCCUCCCGUGAGAUGGCCAUGCCCUCCUAUUUCUCUGACAUUCUACCAUCCUUACAUUCUUGGCUUGAAUGAGGAAGUGAUUGUCGUAUAUAGUAUUCUUGAUCAACAACAGAAGCAAGUGAUACCUUUUAGUGGUGGCAGGACUAUUGGUAAUUUUGAUGGUAGACUCUAUGUUAGUUCUGUCACUUCAGUUAAUGCCCUAAUUGCAAUAUCAUGGGAAGAACAAGUUGAGGGGUUGUUGCAGGAUUCAAGAGUUAAUGAAGCCCUCCAGCUAGCACAGAAUUCUAACAUGAGUGGAAUGACAAAGGAAAUGUUUCAGAUGAAGCUAAGGAAAAUUGAGCAGAAAUGUGGAUUUAUUUAUUUUGCUAACUCGGAGUUUGAUAAAGCUAGAGAAAUGUUUGAUAGUGGCGGUAUCGAUGUGCGAGAGGUUAUAUCGUUAUUUCCUGGAUUCUUACCAUCAUCGUCCAAUUUCAUAAGAUCUGUGCCGCCUCUUCAUGGGAUAGCAGAUGUCAACCAGUUGUUUCAUGGAAAUGAACAGAAACUGAAGACUGCUAAAUCGUUUUUACUGCAUUUUUUGCGAGAUCUUCGUGAUUCUUCAUCUACUAAACAUGCUCUGGAGGUUGACACAGCUCUGUUAAAACUGUAUUCAGAAUUAAAUGCUGCAGAACUUGAAGCCUUUAUUGUUGCGGGAGAAAUUACUUGUGAUGUGAAAGACUGCAGCAGUUGGCUAGAGCGUCAUAAAUGUUACCAUGCACUUGCUCUACUGUACCGUCACUCUCAGGAUCAUGAAAAAGCUCUCUCAGUAUGGCUUAAAAUUAUUUGUGGGGAAUACCAGGACAGCAGUUUCCCAGGACUUCAGUUUUUUGUGGAGUGUUUAGCAAAUCUUAAAGAUACUGAUCUUAUAUGGAGGUAUGUAGACUAUGUCUUAAGCCAAGAUGAAGAAAUUGGUGUUGGCGCUUUCACACUGCGUUCACAAGAUACUCACCAGGAUGGAGCUCUGAAGCCUGAUGUGGUGGUAGAAUAUCUUUACCGUUACCCAAAAGCAGUAAUAAAGUACCUCGAACAUAUAGUACUAGACAAGCAUUUACAGGUUGAGAAGUUUCACACUCAGUUAGCUAUUUUGUAUUUAGAAAACAUUGCAAAGCUCCAAAAAGAUGGAACUUCACCAGAAAAUAUUAAAACUAUUAGACUGAAACUUCAGACAUUGCUUCAGACUUCCAACCUUUGUCGCACGCAGCUCUUGUUGGGGAAAAUGCUUAACAGCAACCUGCAUGAGGAAUGUGCAGUAUUGUAUGGAAAGAUUGAAGAGCACGAGAAAGCUCUUGAUAUUUUGGUGAACCAAUUAAAGGAUUUUAAAGCUGCAGAACUGUAUUGUGAGAAUAAUGCACAAGGAAAGGAACAGAAGUAUCGAAAUGAUAUUUUUUAUACUCUUUUGAGUAUUUAUCUAAACCCUAAAAUAGAGUCUCCAAAGAGGGAAGAAUUUGCAGUUAAUGCAAUAGAAUUGUUGUGUACAAGAGCUGUCGACUUCGAUGCUACCCAGGUUUUACAGACAAUCCCAUCUGCAUGGUCUAUUGCUGGUGUUGAAAUGUUUCUUACAUCCAGCAUAAGAGGUUCUAUGCACAAGUAUCGCUUGAGAAAGGUGGAAUCGUCACUAGCACGUGGUGAAAAUUUAUGUAAAGCAUUUGCAAGAUAUGAUGUAGAACGAACAUCAUGUGUAUUGCAGGAGACAAGUUACUGUUGUGUGUGUAAGAAACCAUUCACAGACAGUACUUUUGCGAGACAUCCAGACAGUGUUCUUACUCACAUUUCAUGUGAUAGAAAAGAUAAUGAUAGUUCUAUCACAAGCAAGCAUCAUAAUAUCCUCGAAAGCAGAUGACUUCUGUGUGUGUUAGAAGUCCUGCAGUAAGCAUACCUAGUCAAUGCAACUGUAUAUGUCAAGAUGUUUUUGUAAGUAUCCUCUGUAAUUGUACCAGAGCUGUUAUUCAAGAUGCACUUUAUAUCUUAUACUAUUACUGCAUUUUCAUCUGUUAAUACAGUGUUAGUACAUAUACUGCAUCUACUGCUAUGAAAAUGAAAAGUCGUAAUACUUUAUAUGUAGGAGAUUUGAUGAUGGAUAAAGUGAGAAUUGAGAAACACAAUUCACCCUACUGUAAAUGUGAAUUUUUGUUUGUUUAUGCUGACAGCAAUGUUGUUGUUAUAAGAGGCUUCUCUUAGUUUAUUCAUUGGUUACUGUGGACUUAAGAGAUGUGCUCAUCUGCCAGCAAUAUGUCAUUUCAUUUUAUGAGUUAAUAUAUUUCUGAUAUAUUUGUUUCACUGGA